Malania oleifera is the source of this 1771-nucleotide messenger RNA. Its product is annotated as transcription factor HBI1. NCBI's taxonomy places the organism in Eukaryota, Viridiplantae, Streptophyta, Magnoliopsida, Santalales, Ximeniaceae. Gene Ontology annotation, molecular function: DNA-binding transcription factor activity; protein dimerization activity. The transcript has 7 exons. The coding region runs from base 376 to 1464 and encodes 362 amino acids. The record is from RefSeq and is a predicted model, not a curated record. Gene Ontology annotation, biological process: regulation of DNA-templated transcription. Gene Ontology annotation, cellular component: nucleus.
UGCUUCUCUCCCCCCUCUGUUCUGUUAUGUUCUUUUCCCUUCUGCCUAUUUUGUUUCUCACUCUCUCUCUCUCUCUCUCUCUCUCUUUAAAAUCUAAAAGGUCUCGCUCUCUCCAAUUGAGCUCGUAGACCAUCAGAUCAGAACCCUCGUUGGAACUUGCCACAUUUUAUUAUCUGUACGAGGAUCAGCACUAGGAGUUGACGAUUUUCUUCCCAAAAUCUACACUUAAAUGACCACGCAAUCUGUUCUCUCCACUUACGAAAUCCUGCGAUCCAACUCCAUCAUUUUCCUUUCUUUUCCUUAAUUCCCUCCAUUAACCCACAAGUCACCAACUUUCUCCCCCUCUCUCUUUUUCUCUCUUCUAGUUCACAAUUGAUGAACAGGGCAUUAGCAGAGAUGUUAGAUUGCCUUCAUUCGCCGGAGUACUCCGCCGGAAACGGCGUAGACUUGAGUGCCCUGGAGAGACACGGAGCGAAGUUGAAAUGGCUGCAGCAGCAACAGCAUUAUAAUUAUCAGCAGCCUCAACAAAACUACGUAACGCAGAACAUAUUAAGUGAAUUUUGUUACCACCAAGGGCCUCAGUUCGAUGAUUUAGAACAUGUUUUAGAAGAUUUUAACAAUUUACCGAUGAUGGGGGCCGAGUCUUUGGGAGAUUUUACCAUGCGGUCUGUGCCACCGCCGGGGAUUUUGAGUAGUUCUGUUCAGGUGAUUUCAGGGACUGCGAUGAUGAGAGAAGCAGAGGUGGCGGCCGACAGACCCAAGAAGAGAAAAACGGAGUUUGAAGUAACAGAGAACAGUAAGGAAAAAAGGAUCAGGGGAAAUGCAGAAGAGGUGGAAUCCAAGGUCAUUGAACAGAGCAAUACUAAAGAAACUUCAACUGAUACUUCAAAGGAGACUUCAAAUUCAAAGGUUUCUGAGACACAGAAGCAAGAUUACAUUCAUGUCCGGGCACGUCGAGGCCAGGCCACAGAUAGUCACAGCCUAGCAGAAAGAGCCAGGAGGGAGAAAAUCAGUAAGAAGAUGAAGUAUUUACAAGAUUUAGUCCCUGGGUGCAACAAGAUCACAGGCAAGGCAGGAAUGCUUGAUGAAAUCAUCAAUUAUGUCCAAUCUCUUCAAAGACAAGUAGAGUUCCUGUCAAUGAAACUUGCUGCUUUGAAUUCAACUCCAGAGUUCAACAUUGAUAAUGCCACGGCAAAAGAAUUUCCUGCGUAUACGGACAGUUUUCUAGCAAUGCCCAAUUUGGCCUAUCCUCAGUUUAAUUCAGGACAACGUAAAGCCCCAAAUUGUGGGUUCAAUAUGCCCACAAAUCUCACUCAAACUGCGCCCCAAAGGACCACAAGUUCUUCUGCCUCUAUCCCAGAAAUGUUCGUCGAUUCGGCGUGCUUCUUGCAACAUCAGCCCUUCUCAACUUCAGAAUCUGAUAUGCAGAGCCUUUACAAUCUGGAGUUCCAUCAGGGGAGAUAAACAUAAACUGGUCUUAGUGCUUUCUCAUCUCCACUAAUUGCAGGCAAAAGCAACAAUUCUCUAAAGCAGAGUGUGAAGCAGAGAGAGCUCGAGAACUGGGGAACUGCAUUUUGCAGGCACUCGCCUAAUUAACAUUCUCAAGAUGGAGUUUUUCUUUUUCUUUUUUUCCGUAAUUUAAGUGAUCCUGAUAAUUUUUCUGUAAAAAAUUUUUUUUCCUGCAUGUAUAGCCAAACUCUAUUCUGUACAUAUACCAAUCAUCAAAAUUUUCAAUAUUUGCAUUAUAUAAUAACUCUGUUUUAUGUGUGAA